Messenger RNA from Microcebus murinus (gray mouse lemur), 2059 nucleotides. NCBI's taxonomy places the organism in Eukaryota, Metazoa, Chordata, Mammalia, Primates, Cheirogaleidae. The record is from RefSeq and is a predicted model, not a curated record.
GCAGAGCGGGCGCGGCGGGCGCGCGUCCCGGGCAGCCCCACGCCCCUGCCUCGCGCGCCGUCCGCGCCAUGAAGCACAUCCCGGUGCUCGAGGACGGGCCGUGGAAGACCGUGUGCGUGAAGGAGCUGAACGGCCUCAAGAAGCUCAAGCGGAAAGGCAAGGAGCCGGCGCGGCGCGCGAAUGGCUAUAAAACUUUCCGAUUGGACUUGGAAGCGCCGGAGCCCGGCGCCGCCGCCACCAACGGGCUGCGGGACAGGACCCAACGUCUGCAGCCGGUCCCAGUCCCAGUGCCAGCCCCAGUGGCGCCGGCCGUUCCCCAAAGUGGGGGCGCGGACACAGCCGGGGAGCGCGGGGGCUCCCGAGCGCCCGAAGUCUUGGAUGCGCGGAAACGCGGAUUCGCCCUGGGCGCAAUGGGGCCAGGACUCUCUACACAGGCGCCGCCGCCUCCGGCGACCCAGGGCCAGGCACCCGUGGGCUCCGAGGCACAGCCUUUCCGGGAGCCCAGCCUGCGUCCCCGCAUCUUACUGUGCGCUCCGCCGGCGCGCCCCGCGCCCCCAGCGCCCCCAGAGCCCACAGUGCGCCCCGCGCCCCCCACGCGCACCGGGGAAAGUUCCUACUCUUCAAUUUCACACGUAAUUUACAAUAACCACCCGGAUUCCUCCGCGUCGCCUAGGAAACGGCCAGGCGAAGCGACUGCAGCCUCCUCCGAGAUCAAAGCCCUGCAGCAGACCCGGAGGCUCCUGGCGAACGCCAGGGAGCGGACGCGGGUGCACACCAUCAGCGCAGCCUUCGAGGCGCUCAGGAAACAGGUGCCGUGCUACUCGUAUGGGCAGAAGCUGUCCAAACUGGCCAUCCUGAGGAUCGCCUGCAACUACAUCCUGUCCCUGGCGCGGCUGGCCGACCUCGACUACAGCGCCGACCACAGCAACCUCAGCUUCUCCGAGUGUGUGCAGCGCUGCACCCGCACCCUGCAGGCCGAGGGACGUGCCAAGAAGCGCAAGAUGUCCCCGUUCGGAACAUUUCCUGGGAAUGGAAUCGGAUAAUACGUGGCUUGCUGUCGCUGGGCUGCUUUUCGGAGUGACCGCCGCGGGCUAGCUGAGGACGCUGCUGCGGGUCCUUUCCAGCGCGGCGCGAGGAGACGGCGAGCUCGCCCAGUCCAGCCCGGUCGUCUUCUGCAAGAUGCCGCCAGAUGCUCAGCCCGCCGCCUCUCAGGGUCAGACGGGCAUGCCUCCCUGGGCCCGGCCCUCACCCGGCCACUCCGAGGUUACUUCGCACUUUGCCCUCCGCCGGGGGGCGGGGAGGGCUCAGCCUCCCCCUCGCUCGGGGCCUGAGGCCCGCCACCUGGCUGCAGAAAUCCAUUGCCAAAGAUUCAACAGAGACACUGAACAAAACGGGGUGACGCAACCCAACAGCGAGGCUGCACUGUCGCUCUGACCUCUGUCCCUCCUGUGGCCUGAGUCCCAUCUCAAGCCAAGGACGAGUCGGCAGUUCCACCAGGAACUCGUGGAAGGCAUGGGCACAUGGCCUCUGGAAGCCCGUGCCCCUGACCCUGCGUGCUCCGCACUCGCCAUGCACUGGCUGGGUGCGAGAUAAGCCUGGAUGCUGGGAGAGGGAGGCCGGGGGUGCCUGGGGGGCGGGGGUAGGGCCUGAGGUCCCUGCCCCUCUCUCCCACCCACCAGCUGCCCGGGCACGGGCCUCGAUUCUCAGCGUUCUCUGGGCCCAGACCCUUGGGCCCUGAGACUCACAGGAAGGGAGUAAGAGUGGAAGAAAGAAAUAUGGCCUCGUCUCCCACCCCAACGACUUGCCCCAGGGCACUGCCCAAGAGUCCUUGCUCCCCCAGUUGCCACCCCUCCCCGGUGCCCUGUGUGGCUGGGCAACCAGAUGGCACCCUGCUUGGAGGCCAGCGUCUGCCACAGGUUGCUCGGGAGGGGCAGAGGGACGGGGGGACAGGGCAUGGGCCAGUAUGUGGGGAAGGGGGUGUUCAAAGCCAAGGGCUGCGCCUUCCUUGUGCUCAGAAGGCCAGAGCUGCUCACAUCUGUGCUCAACCAUCUGCUUCAAA